GCGCGCCCCGCCCCUCGGCGUCGCUCUGGGGCGGCUCAGGGGCUCGCCGGAGAGAUGGCGGCGGCUGGAGCUGGCCGUCUGCGGAGAGCGGCGUCGGCCCUGCUGCUGCGGAGCCCGCGCCUGCCCGCCCGGGAGCUGUCCGCUCCGGCCCGGCUCUAUCACAAGAAGGUUGUGGAUCACUAUGAAAACCCCAGAAACGUGGGGUCCCUUGACAAGACGUCCAAAAAUGUCGGCACUGGCCUCGUGGGGGCCCCCGCUUGUGGGGAUGUCAUGAAGUUGCAGAUCCAGGUGGAUGAGAAGGGGAAGAUUGUGGACGCCCGGUUUAAGACCUUCGGCUGCGGCUCUGCGAUCGCCUCCAGCUCCUUAGCCACCGAGUGGGUGAAAGGGAAGACGGUGGAGGAAGCCUUGACCAUCAAAAACACAGACAUCGCCAAGGAGCUCUGCCUCCCCCCGGUGAAACUGCACUGCUCCAUGCUGGCUGAGGACGCCAUCAAAGCCGCGCUGGCUGACUACAAGCUGAAACAGGAGCCCAAGAAAGGCGAGGCGGAGAAGUGAGGCCGAGGCCCUGGCAGGGCCGCCCGCGGCUCGCCCACCUGCGCUGCGCUCCCCUGGGCUGCCAUGUAGAAGACCGAGACGCGCACGAUGCCUGCUGUCCACCGGCGGCUCUGACUCCAGCUCAAUACACAGUGUCCUUGUUCUGAAUCCGUGGUUUCUUUAAGCCCGCCUUUCUCGCCUUAACAAGCUCAUGUCUGUUUUGAAUUGUGUGUGUGCCUCAGAACUGAAACCAGUCAUGGAGUCUCGCGUUCUGGCCGCGAAGUUCAUAAAUAUCUCCUGUCGCCGAGUCUGCUGUCGGGGAGCACCCGUAGGAUGCCUUAGUCUCUGUCUGAGGGAGCCAAUGAUUGUACAUAGUCGCUGUGUAUAUGUGAGUGUGUGUUGUAAUAAAUAAAAGGUCACAGGGCCCCAAGCUUCUCAUCA
Molecule: messenger RNA, 975 nt
Organism: Oryctolagus cuniculus (rabbit)
Lineage: Eukaryota; Metazoa; Chordata; Mammalia; Lagomorpha; Leporidae
Gene: ISCU
Product: iron-sulfur cluster assembly enzyme
Biological process (GO): iron-sulfur cluster assembly
Molecular function (GO): iron-sulfur cluster binding; iron ion binding
Source: RefSeq, a predicted model, not a curated record